Molecule: messenger RNA, 1602 nt
Organism: Lampris incognitus (smalleye Pacific opah)
Lineage: Eukaryota; Metazoa; Chordata; Actinopteri; Lampriformes; Lampridae
Exons: 10
Coding region: 286-1260 (324 amino acids)
Cellular component (GO): cytosol
Molecular function (GO): aldose reductase (NADPH) activity
Source: RefSeq, a predicted model, not a curated record
GAAACGAGAGGGAAUGAGUAAAAAGAGGGACAAAAGAAAGAAUGAAAAAAGUUUAACUGAGAAGAAAAAAAGAGGAAAAGUGAAACCAAGGCAAAGAGAGAAAGAGCGACACCGGUCCAGAAAGCGGAAGGAAGUGCUUUGACUGUGCUUUGAGAGAAUAGAGUAAAACUGUACUGGUGGCUUUAGGUGGAAAAAGAGGAAGAGGGAACGUUUAUUAGUGUGUGCAGAGAAAAUACCAAAGGUCUCUCGUCCGCUGCUUAUCGUCUGUUUAAUUACACACGUGUCAUGGAGGAGGACACACAGGUUGCCAGGACCAUAGAGCUGAAUGAUGGCACACGCAUGCCCAUUCUGGGUCUGGGGACAUGGAAGUCUUCCAGUUUGCCCUACACUCCAGUCCAGGGGGCAGUGGAGACCGCCAUUGCGGCUGGCUACCGCCACAUUGAUACGGCCCACAGCUACCGCAAUGAAGUGGAGAUUGGCAAGGCAAUCCACUCCAAAAUACAACAGGGGAUUAUCAGACGUCAGGACAUGUUCAUCGUCAGUAAGCUAUGGUGUACCCAUCACGACCCAGAAAACAUCCCUCUGUGCCUGAACAAGUCUCUGAAUGACCUCCAGCUGGACUACCUGGACCUGUACCUCGUGCACUUCCCUGUUGGCCUGAAGAAAAUGGAAGAUGAGCUUUUCCCAAUGAAGGAUGGAGAAAUGCUGACAACUGAUGUUGACUAUUUAGAUGUGUGGAGGGGGAUGGAGGCCCUGCAGGCCUCAGGCAAGGUGAAGAACAUCGGUGUGUCCAAUUUCAACAUUCUCCAACUAGAGAGACUCCUGGCUCUGGCCAGGGUCCCACCUGCUGUGAAUCAGGUGGAGCUCCAUCCCUACCUGGUGCAGACAGAACUGAUAGAGUUUUGCAAGUCCAGGGACAUCGCCCUCACUGCCUACAGCCCUUUUGGCUCCCCUGCGAGAGGCCCCAAUCUUCACAGAGGAGACACUGAUCCAGAGAAGCUUCUGGAAGACCCGGUCGUAGGAGACAUUGCCAGAAAACACAGACGGAGCCCUGCACAGGUAUUGCUAAGGUACCAUGUGCAGCAGAGGAUUUCCGUUAUCCCCAAGAGUGACAAACCUCAUCACAUCCUUGAAAACACAAAGAUCUUUGACUUCAGAUUGACAGAUGAAGACAUGGCGGCGCUGAAAGGACUGAACCGAGGGUGGAAAGCCUGUGUCCUGAACCAACUCAAGUCUCAUCCAUACUACCCCUUUGAAUAAAGCCGCCGCGGCAAGCAAGAGGUUGAAAGAGAAACACAACCACUGGAACUGAAACAGGUUCCUGCCAUGGCCUGACCCCUGCCGGCUCUCCCUGAUCAUACUGCCACCAUCAACAGGACUUCACAUUGCUGUUUACCAUCCUCCUGUCAUGUAAUCUAAACGGCGACUAGUACAAAUACACUAAGAAAUGUGGGAAAUGUUGACAAUUGAAAAUGUAAAUGGAAAGAGCCUUACUCUAAAUUUCUGGAUGUUAAUUCAAGGGAGCACUGGCAAGAUUACUGCUAUAUACUUACCUGUAUAGUAGAUGGAAAUAUGAAACAAUAUUAAACUGAUCUUUCUGUC